This is a messenger RNA of Cryptomeria japonica (Japanese cedar), 1276 nucleotides long. RefSeq names its product probable carboxylesterase 15. The transcript has a single exon. NCBI's taxonomy places the organism in Eukaryota, Viridiplantae, Streptophyta, Pinopsida, Cupressales, Cupressaceae. Bases 115 to 1074 code for a protein of 319 amino acids. Gene Ontology annotation, molecular function: hydrolase activity. The record is from RefSeq and is a predicted model, not a curated record.
UUUAAAAAAAAAUUCGAAAGGUGUGUGCAACUACUACUCAAUAGCAUUACAAAUUCAACACCGGACUGAUAUUUCAUCACAGGCACCACUCACCUAACCAAGCAAAUUCACGCCAUGGAUGCCUCAAAUGCCAAUGCCGUAGUCGCAGAAGACCUAGAAGUGCCGGGCCUCAAAUUUUUCAGCGAUGGUUCCUUUUCUCGCUACGAUCCCCCAGGCAUCUCAGCCCCCCCAUCUCCCGAAGCCUCGUUAGCAGAGGACAAAGGAGUCGCCUCCAAAGACAUAACAUUGGACAACGAUCUGGGCCUGUGGGUGCGCAUCUACUGUCCUCUCGAUGCCGCCGCCAAGCACCAAAGCCUUCCCGUUUGCGUCUAUUUCCACGGCGGGGGUUUCUGCAUUGGAAGCGCAUCUUGGAAACCGUAUCACGCGCUGUGCAUACGCAUAGCAACGGCUGCGGGAGCGAUGGUGGUCUCAGUCAAUUACAGGCUGGCUCCCGAGCACCGCCUCCCCGCCGCCUACGAUGACUGCGCCUCCGCACUCUCUUGGCUGCGCUCUGGCGGCACAGAGGACCCCUGGCUGAGCCGCCACUCCGAUUUGUCGAGGAUUUUUCUGGUGGGGGACAGUGCGGGGGGCUACGUUGUCCACCACGUUGGCCUUCGGGAGCCCUCCUGUUGCCGUGGUCUGGUUAUGGUGCAGCCCUCCUUCGCUGGAGAGGAGCGCACCGCUUCUGAGGCGGAGGCGCCCCAGGCGACCAACUAUAGUGACAAGUUUCGGGAGAUGUCGUUGCCGGUGGGGGCCACCAGAGACCAUCCCUUAUGCAAUCCGUUGGCCACGGAUGCGUUGCGCGAAUCGCUGGAGAGGGCAACGUUGCCUCCUCUGUUGGUUGUCAUCGGGGGGCGUGAUAUUAGGAGGGAUCGAGAGAGGGAUUAUUGCGAGGUUUUGAAGAAGUAUGGCAAGGAUGUUAAGGUGCUCGUGUUGGAGGAGGAAGACCACGCUUUUUAUGUUCUCACACCGGAGACUGAGAACACCGAGUUGCUCGUUCAAGAGAUCGCGUUGUUUGUGAAGGCCAAUUCUUAGAUGUCGUGGCAGCAGGGUAGGCAAUUGACUUGCGAGUAUGCCCAUUUUGGCCUUUCUUCAACUACAUCCUGUCUUGUAGGCCAGUCUUAGUCUCUCCAUGUUAAAAUUGUCUUCCACUUUUUCUUGUUUCUUUCUUAUCUUUAGGUUGUGUGGUUUUCAGACUUGCACCUUAUUUUAAUUUAUAACUAUGGUUUUCUUUAAA